GUAUGUGCAUUGUUUCAUUCUUGGCUGUGGGAUUAUUGUAGCAGUAGUUAAUUCCAAUGUUGUCUUCCUGUGUCUGUAGCUAUAACCUGGGCAGUGGUGUGGCCAAUGUGAUCGUCAACGGAACAUUCAGCGAUGGGAGGUGGCACAGAGUAAAGGCUGUCAGGGAUGGCCAGACUGGGAAGCUGACAGUGGAUGACUAUGGGGCCCAGACUGGCAGGUCACCUGGGAAGAUGAGACAGCUGAACGUCAACGGGGUCUUGUAUGUCGGGGGGAUGAAGGAGAUUGCUCUGCACACUAACCGGCAGUACAGUGGAGGUCUGGUGGGCUGCGUCUCCCACUUCACCCUGUCCACCGACUACCACCUCUCCCUAGUGGAGGACGCUGCCGACGGCAAGAACAUCAACACUUGUACCAACUAAAAGUCCUGUGUGUCCAGGGCCCGUAGUCAUUAAGCAUCUCAGAGUAGGAGUGCUGAUCUAGAAUCAGUUUUGCCUUUUAGAUGAGAAAGCAUGACAGGAGGAACCUGAUCCUAUAUCAGCACUUCUACUCUGCGAUGCUUUGUGAACACGGGCCUUGGGCUUUCUGUCCACUCAGCAGCAAGACACGUUCACCAAAGGACCCAAUAGCACAAGUGCAACCAGACUGGAGUGGAGAGACCUCGCUAGAACUUCCUGAAAAUGUAAGGUUGCAACUUUGACAUCCGAAGGACAAUUUCAUGGGAUGGUUUCGACGAUAUCCAUAUAUUUUUUUCUACAUCCUUAUUGGAUGAUUUGGAGAACCAAAAGAUGUAGUAAUGAAGGGUGUUUUUGAUAAAGUGACAUGAUGUUUGUAGAAAAAUAACCAUUUUUUUAGUUGUAUUUUUUAAGCCUGCUCUUGGCACACAGAGUCAUGUUAUUGUGAUUGUUGUGUUGUGGUGUCUGUAUCAACCAGUCCAUAGACUACAGUGUUUUUGACUUCAAUUCAUGUGAGUUGUUUGCAGGUUGCUAGUGUUUGGUGGCACCUUAUUUGGGGAGAACGGGCUUGUGGUAAUGACUGGAGCGGAAUCAGUGGAAUGGUAUCGAAU
This is a messenger RNA of Salvelinus sp. IW2-2015, 1063 nucleotides long. Its product is annotated as pikachurin-like. NCBI's taxonomy places the organism in Eukaryota, Metazoa, Chordata, Actinopteri, Salmoniformes, Salmonidae. The record is from RefSeq and is a predicted model, not a curated record.